UCCGGUUCCGCCGCCGCGGCUGGUAGCGGCAAACGACGUCGUGCCGACGGUGGUGGCGGUGGUGGUGGGAGCAGCCUCCGUUUUAUUUCCGUCACGGCCUCGCUGGGGCCGGCCUCGCGAGUGCGUUCCUUUCGCGGGAGUCUCUCUACACGAAGACCGACGAACGACGACGACAACGACGACGACAACAGCGGUGACGGUGAGGAGUCGCGCGAUGGAGGACAGUUACACGGUUCACAGACGUCGCAAGGCGGCCGCUAGGAAGCGGGAGAAGACGCCCGAUCCUUCGUCGAGGGGUGCCGCGUCGCGCAUGGACACCUCGGACGACGAGGACGAGGAGAGGCGCGCCAGAAUGGAGAGGAUGGCCGAGGAAGCGGAGAAAAUGGAGCAGCAACAGAAGGAGAGACUGUCACAAGUGACUGUGAAACAGGAGGUGCCCUUGAAGGAGCUGGAGGACAAGGAGAAGAAAGGGGACAGUCGGGAGCAGCGUCCCGCCAGAAGAAAAGAUAGGACUGAUGCGAGGAAUUCCACGAAUGUGGAUGACAUGAUCGCUGUACGCGCCGAGGUGGCCGCCAAGUCGGCGGCUGGGAAUAAUUCGAAGACGCGUGAGGCUGACGCCGCAGCUGCUGGUAACAACAGCACGCAACCAGUGAAGCAGCCCGCCGAAGUAGCGAAGAGGCCUGAUGACGGUACCACAAAGAGAGACGUCAGUAGACCUGAGAUUGUUCAGGCGGUCAAGGACGGUGUUGUUCAAGAGACGUCGGAGACGCCGAAAGAGGUAAGCGGUGAGAUUGGCAGAUCUGUCGAAAUCCGCAAAGCCGAAAGGCGAUUUAAAAGGAGGUCGAAGGAACGCGCGGAGAGAUAUAGCCGGUCAACGGACUCCAGCGAUGUGGACGAAAAGAGCGAAUCCAGUCGAAGGCGGACGAAGUCACCGGAGGCGAUUAGAUCUCGGGUGAAGAAGACGAGCGGAAGGAGUCGACUCAGUGAUCCGGAAGCACAGAAGAAAGACGCCGAGAGACAGAACCGAGAGAAGAGGUCAUCGAGUCGGCAGAAGCUGGAAGACGAGUUCCAGACGAGAGAUGACACCGAGAAGCCACGUACGAGACCUUGCAGACAGAUCGAAGACACGGACGAAGAUCUGAAAACGGUGAAGAGGAGCGAGAGUCUCCCGCGGAGAUGUGCCGAGGAGAGGAUAUUGAAGAGGUCCUCGGCCGAGAUGAAGAAGCAGAUCAUCCCGCUGAGCAACGAGAGUCUGAUCGAGGAUUUCGCGAAGGCUCAGAGAGAAUAUCUACUAAGGGAACGUAGCAUCUUGGACCCGGAAACCGCGGAUGCGUUUGAAGACACGGUAGAAGUUAGUUGCUUGAGGAGACGGAAGUUCAGUCUGGCGUACAGCGAAAGCGAGUACGAGGACGUCGUUCAGAAUGUAGUGCAGCCUUCCGAUAAGAAGAAAUCGUGGUUCUCUUGGUUAUCCUUCUGGCGCGGGAAGAAGAAGGAUGAAGACACCACAGAGAAGAAGAUCGAGGACGAACCGAAGCCCGUCCCGAAAGUCGAGGAGCUCAAAGUGGACAGGCGAGAAACGGUGGAGAAGAUUACUCUAUUGGACUUCUUCAGAGCUCUCAGAGAUAUCGUCGGCGAGUUCAAAGUCUUCGUGGGGCAGAACCCGCGUGAGACCACGGUCAUUAGGCGGCUGCGUAAUCGCUGCAUAGCCGGGUUGCUGCUCGUGGUGAUCUACUGUGGCCUCGGCGGCUUCGUCUUCCGCUUCGUCGAGGGCGCUUUCGAAACAUUCUACAAAUGUGGCGUGAAGCGCGUGAAGCGCGAUUUCCUAGAUACCCUGUGGAAUUACAGCCACAGUCUAAGGGAGGACGACUGGAAGAGCAUGGCGCGUAGGAAAUUGAUGGAGUUCGAGGAACAGCUUCACACGGCUCACGAAGCCGGCUUGCAUACGUACAGCGGUCAGAAAAGUUGGAGUUUUUUGAAUGCGGUCGUGUACUCUCUCACUGUCAUCACCACUAUCGGAUACGGACACAUCUCACCAAGUACGGACACAGGAAGAGCCAUCACGAUUGUGUACGCUAUUUUCGGCAUCCCGAUGUUUCUUAUCAUCUUGGCCGACUUUGGUAAAUUAUUUACACGCGGUAUAAAGUUUCUGUGGGUAUUCGUAAGGAGGUUGUACUACACUGGUAGCUGUCGCAAAGUCCGUCGUACUGUACCUGUUCAGGAAGUUAUGAAGGGCGUGCAACUCGUCUACGAUCUCGCCAAAUUCCGGCGACCCUCGCAAAUGAAUCCGGAGGAGAUCCAGGAAAUGCAGCGGCAGCAGGCACAGGAGCCGCAGACAGUUCUGAAUGUGGAUGCCAGCGCGCCGGACUCGCCGGGUACGCCGGCAUUGUCGGCGUUCGCCAUCGACGACGAGUUCAAUCUACCGAUUUCGGUGGCAAUCAUCAUUCUUCUGGCUUACAUCUUCAUAGGCGCCACUCUAUACUCAAUGUGGGAACCUUGGAACUUCUUUGAGAGCUUCUACUUCGUCUUCAUCUCAAUGAGUACCAUCGGCUUCGGCGAUUACGUACCGAAGCAUCCCAUAUUCAUGAUGUGUUCGAUAGUAUACCUGGUGUUCGGCCUGGCGCUCACGUCUAUGUGCAUCAAUGUCGUGCAGGUGAUGCUAUCGGAUUCAUUCAAGCAGGCGAGCCAGAAGAUCGGAGCCACGAUCGGUUUCGAGGUCGCCGAGGACGACAACUCGGUGAAACCGGCGCCGCCGCCGCCGGUCGAGGUGGCGGACGUUCAUGUGAGCGCGAAGGAGUCUGAGAGCGACGAAAAGAUCGCGCCUAGGGCCAAGCAGGAGGACGUCGACCUGUAGAUGCAUUUCUUUCAAGAGGAAUUCCUACAUGUCUCGGUCGAGCGCUUGCUCGAGUUUGUUUCUCAGAUUACGUGAAAUGCGCCCCCCCCCCUCUCUCUCUCUCUCUUUCUCUCUGUCUCUCUCUCUCUCUCUCUCUAUGCCUUAUGAAAAUAAUUGUCCGCUGGCUUAAAUACGCAAGGCAAUGGUGAUAUGCGGUAAUCAUGCGGCACGUACGCAAUCGAGCUUCAAGAGACAAUCGAUGUCUUUAUCUGACAUGAGACCAGAGAAGUGCAAGAAGACAGUUGAUUUUGCAAUCUUCGAGGUUUCUCAGGAAAUUUGUGUGAGCUUUGAUCAAGUCCAAUUAAUCUGCCUCAUGGGACUCACCCAUACAGCACCGAAGCUUUCAGAAACAUUUCAGAAACAUUGCAACAUUGCAAGAAUGUUU
Molecule: messenger RNA, 3275 nt
Organism: Vollenhovia emeryi
Lineage: Eukaryota; Metazoa; Arthropoda; Insecta; Hymenoptera; Formicidae
Exons: 5
Coding region: 215-2851 (878 amino acids)
Biological process (GO): potassium ion transmembrane transport; stabilization of membrane potential
Cellular component (GO): membrane
Molecular function (GO): potassium ion leak channel activity
Source: RefSeq, a predicted model, not a curated record